Acanthosepion pharaonis is the source of this 504-nucleotide messenger RNA. The record is from the annotation of a GenBank genome assembly. Lineage: Eukaryota; Metazoa; Mollusca; Cephalopoda; Sepiida; Sepiidae.
AUGUAUUUAUUUAUCUAUCUACCUGUCUAUAUCAGUCUUUUCAUCUAUCUAUCUCAAUUUGUUCCUAUCUAUCUAUCUAUAUCUAUCUAUCUAAUACAAGCAGCGGAAGCGAUCCAAGCAGGACCAGCAGCAGCAGCAAUAACAAAAGCACAAAAGCACAAAGACCAGCGAAAGUUGUCUCAACAGGAUCAGCAGCAGCAGCGAUUGACACAACUCCUCAAAGACCAUCAGCAGCAGCCGCAGCAACAGCAGACAGAGUUGUCGCACCUGGAUAGCGACAUUGAGAAGUUAUGUCUGGCCGAAGUAGAGCGGAGAAAUCCGCUGACAAAGGUCAGUACAAAUCUACCCCUACUUCGCCGGCAAAAUCAUCGAUCCAGAGGACAAAGUACUGCUCUCUCUCUCUCUCUCUCUCUCUCUCUCUCUCUCUCUCUCUCUCUCUCUCUGUUCUGUGACCCUUCCCUUCUUGUUGCCGAUCACAGCUCUCCACAAUUUCCUGUCCUUUGA